GUCUCAGCGUCCAAUAGGCUUUUGAUCUCUGAUCUUUGAACAUUUUUUUGCAUUAAUAUGGUGCGCACACCCACCCACAGCCACAACCCCCCCCCACACACACACACACACACACACAAACACAUCAACACAUAUAUACAAACACACCCACACAGACACACAUCCUGCCUGACUUGUCCAUGUUUACACCAAAACAUUAGAUUCACUAUAACAAGUAGGGCAGGUUUAAAGGAAGUGAAAUCCGGCAAAGAAUGAAAAAGAAAGAACGGCAUUCAUCGUUGCGACUAAAGAAGCAAAGAACUUCUACAUAUGUUGUUGACAAUUUGGUUUUAAUGAAUAAAGGAGGUCUGCGGUAACCUUUCUGAAGCAGGUCCAUUGAAACACACAGGCUUACACAACCAUCACACACCCGCCUGGGCGGAUCUGACGGUGCCCAGCCUCUGGGGUGGGGGCUUGAGGAUGGACGUCCAGGGGUCCCCCGGGAGGCCCCCGGUGGUGCAGGCCCAGCCUCAGAUGGACCUUGGGGGCCAAGGCCAGUGGAGCAGCGGCCUGUGUGACUGCUGGCAGGACAUGGGAGACUGCUGCUUGGCCCUGUGCUGUCUCCCUGUGUUCACCUGUAAGGUGACCAGUGCCGCGGGGGCGUGUCCCUUCCUUCCUCUGUUGGACUGCCUGGGCUGCGUCCCGCCCGCCUCGCUCGCCAUGCGGGCGUCCGUCCGCCAGCGAUACGGCAUAGAGGGCAGUGUGUGGAGCGACUGUUUCUAUGGAUGCUGCUGCUACCCGCUGUCUUGGCUGCAGAUCUCCCGUGAGCUCAAGAGACGAGCAGCGACCCACGCCCACCGGACUCUGUCCUCGUCCUCAGCCAGAUACAUUGCUCUGGCCUCCCAGCAGGGGGCACACUUGAUCUAGAAAUACAACGCUUUUUUAAAUAUCCUAUUUGUUUCCUUAUUUAGUGAGUUACUUGCCCUCAGAAAUUAUAUUUGUGGUAUAUUUUUGUCUGUGAAAUGUGUUACUUCAUUUUGUUUCUGUUUUCUUGUAUUGCUACUUGAAGUUUUGAAUGCUGUUAAUUUUUAAACAAAUGUAAAACUUGAAUGAAUCCUAAAUGAAUGAAUAUUAAUACAUUAACUAAAUAGUGUACUUAAAAAUGUGAAGUCGCUCCAAUAAUAUUGGACAAAUCUAUGCUAUCUUUACAUUGGGUCUUGCACAUUUAGACACUGCAGCCUCAAAACGUUUUCUGGAAAAAUGUCUACAAAUAGUGUAAAUCUACAUUGGUAGUAUAAUAUAAUAUAUAAUAAUUGUUCAGAAGCACUAGGUAUACUAAUGGCUCACAAUUCAGAUGCAUCACCCACAUGUAUACACAGGCCUACUACUAAAUACGAACACUUGGUGCUUGUUUCAUUUGUUUAAUCUGUAGGUAACUCAAGAGUUUUUCCAGAAAUAACAUAAUAGGCUAACCCAGAAAUUGCAUGUAAAAGACAGAAGUGUCACACUCUGAUACCUUUAACUCUAAAUCUUGGUUCUGAGUACUGGAGUAUUUGGUGGGUUUGUAGUUAGUUAUUUUGUUUUGUGCUUUCCUCUUUUGGGAAAGUGGUUCUUAGUACUUUGGCACGUCAAUAAACCUUUUUGCUAACCGUUA
Gadus macrocephalus (Pacific cod) is the source of this 1633-nucleotide messenger RNA. RefSeq names its product placenta-specific gene 8 protein-like. The record is from RefSeq and is a predicted model, not a curated record. NCBI's taxonomy places the organism in Eukaryota, Metazoa, Chordata, Actinopteri, Gadiformes, Gadidae. The transcript is spliced from 4 exons. The coding region runs from base 460 to 906 and encodes 148 amino acids.